Molecule: messenger RNA, 1166 nt
Organism: Triplophysa dalaica
Lineage: Eukaryota; Metazoa; Chordata; Actinopteri; Cypriniformes; Nemacheilidae
Product: natural killer cell receptor 2B4-like
Exons: 6
Coding region: 78-944 (288 amino acids)
Source: RefSeq, a predicted model, not a curated record
CUUUAUUUAUGUGGCUUUAAAGAGUGCAAGAACCCCAUUUUAUAACAUUUUGGGAUUGUUGCAAGCGGUUGAAGAACAUGUCUCAUUUUAUUUUAUUCUGUUAUUGUUUGUGCGGUCUGUUUGGUGUGUUUAGUGAGUCUGUGUCAGUGACUGAAGGAGAUUCUGUCACUCUGUCUGUGAAUCUCACUGAAGUGAAAGAUAGAAUCUACUGGAAGUUUGGAGCUCAAGAUGUUGUCAUAGCUGAGAUCAAUGCAGUGAACAAUAACAAGAGUUUAUAUGAAGACAGAGCUGAUGGAAGAUUCAGAGACAGACUGAAGCUGGAUCACACUGGAUCUCUCACCAUCAACAACAUCACAAACACACACUCUGGACUUUAUAAACUCAUCAACACCAACACAGAGAAACAACUCAAUAUAUUCAACAUUACUGUCUACGCUCGUCUGCCUGUUCCUGUCAUCUCCAGAAACUCUUCUCAAUGUUCUUCAUCAUCAAAUUGUUCUGUGUUGUGCUCAGUGAUGAAUGUGUCACAUGAUGUGAGUCUCUCCUGGUACAAAGGAAAGGGUUUAUUGUCCAGCAUCAGUGUGUUUGAUCUCAACAUCAGACUCUCUCUACCUCUGGAGGUGGAAAAUGAAGACAACAACACAUACAGAUGUGUCAUCAACAAUCCCAUCACAAACCUCACACAACAUCUCAACAUCACUCAACACUGUCAGACAUGUUCAGGUGUUAUUCAUAUAGUUGUGAUCUGUUGUGCUGUUGUUGGACCUGUGAUGAGUGCACUUCUCAUCUUCUGCAUCAGAAAACAAACACACACACAACAACAACAAGAUCAGGCCGAUGAAGAUCAGAUCACUUAUGCAGAUACAACGUUCUGUAAAAGUCAAACUCAUAAACCGAGUGUGCUGGAGGAUGAUGUGGUGUAUGCAGGAGUCUUGAGAAGAUGAAGAUAAACUCUCUCUCCAUAGACGUUCAGAUUACAGUAAUUUAACACACCUGUUUAAACUGUAUUAAAUGUCAUUGAAAUAAUGCAAUACAAGCAAACACUGUGAGUGGAGUUUAUUUGUUUUCACUGCUGUCUUGAUAUGAAUUACUGAAAUAUGAAUGCACAAAAGAUAUGAAAAGAGAAUUGUUUCUGACUACACGUUCUGACAAAUGUUUCAUGUAGA